Arabidopsis thaliana (thale cress) is the source of this 981-nucleotide messenger RNA. It is a transcript of the gene MKS1, whose product is annotated as MAP kinase substrate 1. The coding region runs from base 92 to 760 and encodes 222 amino acids. Lineage: Eukaryota; Viridiplantae; Streptophyta; Magnoliopsida; Brassicales; Brassicaceae. The record is from RefSeq and is marked reviewed. Gene Ontology annotation, cellular component: nucleus. The transcript has a single exon.
AAUUUUCUCAGUCGCCAAAACAUUCAAUUCCCAAACCAAACAGAGCAGAAGAACAACAAGUUUUGAUUCUAAAAAAGGAAGCUUCCCAAGUAUGGAUCCGUCGGAGUAUUUUGCCGGCGGCAAUCCUUCCGAUCAACAGAACCAGAAGCGGCAGCUUCAGAUCUGUGGUCCUCGUCCUUCACCUCUUAGUGUUCACAAAGACUCUCACAAAAUCAAGAAACCUCCAAAACACCCUGCGCCGCCGCCAAAUCGUGACCAACCGCCGCCGUAUAUUCCUAGAGAGCCGGUGGUUAUCUACGCCGUAUCCCCCAAGGUUGUACACGCAACCGCGUCUGAGUUCAUGAACGUAGUCCAGCGACUCACAGGGAUCUCCUCUGGUGUUUUCCUCGAAUCUGGCGGCGGUGGAGAUGUUUCACCGGCGGCGAGGCUAGCGUCCACGGAAAAUGCUAGUCCAAGAGGAGGAAAAGAACCGGCUGCGAGAGAUGAGACGGUGGAAAUCAACACGGCUAUGGAAGAAGCAGCUGAAUUUGGUGGUUAUGCUCCGGGAAUACUCUCGCCAUCUCCGGCCUUGUUGCCAACAGCUUCUACCGGGAUAUUCUCUCCGAUGUAUCAUCAAGGUGGGAUGUUUUCGCCGGCUAUACCACUGGGAUUAUUCUCGCCGGCGGGAUUUAUGAGCCCGUUUCGAAGUCCUGGCUUUACUAGUUUGGUAGCUUCACCAACUUUUGCUGAUUUCUUUAGUCAUAUUUGGGAUCAAGAUUAGAUUUUUUUUUGGUGUUUUGCUCUGUAAUUUUUUUGUAUUAUGUAUUUUGACAUAUCCAAUGUAGUAGCCCAAAGGGUUUAAAAUGAGCUUCAUGUAUAAAAAGAUUAACUUUCAAAAAUUUCAGACAGAUUCCUAGAAUGUAAAACUUGUCUGCAAACUAAUAUAUACAGGAGUUACAAGAUUCUCCUGACCUAAGAUACUCUAAUAAGUUUUGUGUUUUG